Pseudovirgaria hyperparasitica is the source of this 1779-nucleotide messenger RNA. RefSeq lists its product as uncharacterized. The coding region runs from base 1 to 1779 and encodes 592 amino acids. The transcript has a single exon. Lineage: Eukaryota; Fungi; Ascomycota; Dothideomycetes; Acrospermales; Acrospermaceae. The record is from RefSeq and is a predicted model, not a curated record.
AUGCCGCGACCGAAACGAACCAAAGUUGCGUCGAAUACCGCGGUAACACGCGUCGCGCAAAAUCCACUUGCACGGGUCGCAUCUGAUGCGGGGACGGAGGUUAGCGAUGACUCCCAAGGAUUCGUCACCACCAAGAAAACGCGUCUUCCGCGUGGAAAGCAUCAAUCGGAUGAUGUUGAUCUCACAAUGAGUGGCGCUGGACCCAUACUGCUUGACGAGGCUGCAACAUUGGUUAGGACUAAGAGACCGCGCAAGACUAUCAAAAAGAGAGAACUCGGAUCUGCGCAGAACGAAACACUUGAAGCCCUGAAGAAGAGGAGGGACGAGGCAAAGGCCGCUCAAGUCGCUCAAGCCAGUGAGAAAAUUGCUUCGGUGCCUACCACCAGCACACCAGCAAAAUCCAGUCGAUCAGCGCAAGCCAUCUCAGUCCAAAGGUCUCGAGGGUCUACAACGCGUCAGACGCCAAAGCCCACAUCUACAAAGACGUCCGUGACGCAAGGGAUCGUUGCCCUGGAAGAAUCUGAACUAUCGCUUCCUUCACCAAGCUUAGGCGAAAACUCAUUCGAUACCGAAUCUCCACAAUCUAUCCGCAGACCACAAUCAGCGCUCAAGAUGCGAGGUACGCCGGGCGUUGAGGCCUCGAGUCUUGCUUUGGGCAACUUCAAACGCAGAGCGCGGCAGCCCAGUAUACUGCGCAUGGUACAACAACCGAGUGAUAUCGACACGAUUGAUUUCGAUCUUGAUGACUUCAACCCGGACGAUGAAUCAACACCCAUCAAUGUUAGGACGGUGUCUACGCAGGAAAUGCAGUCCGGGAAUGAUUCAGAUAUACCGCAGACAUCGAGUUCACGGAAACGAAAGCGCUCUUCGCCAGAAGUUCGCGUCAGUCCUCGAAAGCCAACCUCUACUCCGCAGCCACAGGACCAGGAGAUAUCUGAGAUUCAAGUAGUAUGCUCUUCACCACCUGCCAUAUCAUCGCCGACCCGCCCUCGCGAAGCCUCCCAUCCUCCUUCCGAUCCACCAUCCAGCCUUCCCUCUAUCAUCGAACAGACUCAACCAGAUGAGCCUCCAAGUAACAUAGACCACGAUAUUUUCAGCGAGACUCUGGCAGAUCCAAUGUCGAGUAGCCCACCACCUUCAUCUGCUCCGUCUGCUCCAUCCGUGCAUCCGUCUCCUCCAAAGACCAAGCGUGGCCUGCGGAAACCCACCUCAGACACCGCAUGUACUGCACGCCUCCAGACGCUCUUACCGCGUCGACGCCACCACAACGAUUUUGAUAUCGCAAACUCUGAUACGGAAGAGGCGCCACUCGGACCCGACGGGGAUGAGCUGUCGCGUCCGAACCACCGCAGGGUCGCAGCUUUAUCAACUAAGACACCUACACGUGCCAAUGCUUCUAGCGGCAAGAAACGCGGUCGACCACCAGGUACGACGGCAAAAAGACCGACCAAGGGAAAGUCUGCUCUUACGGAGACUACUACGACUUUGCCACUUAAGACCACGAAGCGGGGUACGAGGGUGUCAAAGACCUACAGUCGCCGCCUCUCCUCGGACAAGGAGAACGAGGAGGGAAGCUCGUUUGCGCUUGUCGCUGACGAUGACGACGGAGAAGAUGACAGUGCGGAGGCAAUGCCUCAUGAAGGCAAUACCAGCAUAAUCAGCGAUGAAGGCAGCAAGCGACUUGAAGCAAUGCGGAAGAAAUUCGAGGAGGUGGAUGAGUGGGAGAUGGACUUUGAGAGCGUGGACAUGGGUGGGCAGAGCUCGAGUCCGUGGCGGUGA